Messenger RNA from Caenorhabditis angaria, 1150 nucleotides. NCBI's taxonomy places the organism in Eukaryota, Metazoa, Nematoda, Chromadorea, Rhabditida, Rhabditidae. The record is from the annotation of a GenBank genome assembly.
AUGAGCGAGCCUUCUAACUUUGAGAUGUCACUUCUGAAUGUGAUAAUCAAUGGAUAUACGCUUAAUCAAAAAUAUUAUAAUUGUUCUGAUCCACGUGGCUUACAAGGUCUCAAGGUUCAGCAAAACUUUUUUGGCUGGUAUUUUCUGGUGACUGGAAUUAUUUUUGUGGUGAGUUAGAGAAACUUCUGAUGGAUAUAGAUUUCUGUUCAUUUCAGAGCCUGUACAUUCCCUGUAUCAUCUCUGGCCUAAAAUCUGAUUUGAUGAAUACAUCUUGCUAUAAAAUUAUGUUAUGCCUAUCGGUUUUUGACAUCCUAUCUUUAAUCACUAACUCAAUUGCAACUGGAUUCUAUUGUCUAAAAGCCUCAAACUUCUGUGACUACCCAAAAUCAAUCUUCUUCUUCGGUUCCCUUGGCUGUGGUGCCUGGUUGGGUGGAUGUCUAUCCUGCGUUAUGCUAGCAAUCAAUAGAUGUUGCGAUCUCAACCCCCAUCUCAAACUUCGUUGGAUAUUUGUAGGAAGACGAACCUAUUUCACAAUUGCUGCAAUCGUAGUUUACGCAUCAUACGCUAUGUUUCUCACCAAACCCCCAUUAUUCUCCUCUCAAUAUAUGACGUGGUUUUUCAAUCCAAUGAUAAGCACAAACCCGCUAUGGUACAUUAACCUGCUCCAUACCACUAAUAAUUGUGUGGUGUCAAUUUGCACCACCUCUCUCUACACCUACCUCUGCAUCCUGUUGAUUCAUAAAUCCCGCCACGCAUCUUCUGAAGCAGUUAGCCGAACUCAACGUCAAGUAUUCUUGCAAUCCGUGAUUAUUUGCUCUUUCAACGCAAUCGCUGCGUAUAUUUACGUCUACAUGCAAUAUUUCUACUCUCCUCCGAUUAUUAUGUUAAUUGGUCAAAUUGCCUGGCAAUUUAGUAAUGGUAAGUGAAACAUUGAAUGUUCAUUGGGAAUCUGAACUUCCAGUUUUGUUCCUAAUUUUCAGGCUCGGUGUGCAUCGUCUAUCUCACAAUGAACCGAACUAUUAGAAAAGGCGUCUACGAGAUGCUGGUCCCAAAAAGAAUUCGUGAAAAAGCUCGGGUCACAGUUAAUGCAACUUAUUCUAACAAGAGUGCUCCGCGAGCAAUGACAAGUUCACAUGAAACUGUUUUCUGA